UGUCCCUUGUUAACAACCCUUAUAAAACUAUUUCUGCAUCGCCUCUUUCUCAGCAUCACAGCAACAGUUUCAAGAAAUAGUUCAACUUUGAUUGAUUUGGAAUAUUCAAGAAUUCCCUCUGCGCAAGAGGUUGUAGCCAAAAGAGAGAUUAAUUAUUGUUUGGCAUCAUCAAGUUUUGCUCUAAGAUUUGUGAUAAGCAAUGGAGAGGUCAAUGGCAUACGAAAGACACCUAAAUCUAAAGGCAACAGAACUGAGAUUAGGGUUGCCUGGAAGCGAUGAGCCAGAGAAACCAUCAACUACUCCUAGUGUUAGGAGUAACAAGAGAGCAUCACCAGAAAUAUCAGAGGAGUCUAGGUCCAAGGGCAGCUCUAGUCUGUCCUUCAAUGUUGAAAAUUGUGAAGGAGAUGGUGCCCCUCCUGCCAAGGCACAAGUAGUGGGAUGGCCACCAAUCCGAUCUUACAGGAAAAAUUGCUUGCAGCCAAAGAAAAAUGAUCGUGUUGAUGGUGCUGGAAUGUACGUCAAAGUAAGCGUGGAUGGAGCUCCUUAUCUCAGGAAGAUUGAUCUUAAGGUGUACAGGAGCUACCCAGAGCUCCUCAAAGCAUUGGAAGAUAUGUUCAAGCUUACCAUCGGAGAGUACUCGGAGAAGGAAGGAUACAAUGGAUCUGACUUUGCUCCUACUUACGAAGAUAAAGAUGGAGAUUGGAUGCUUGUUGGAGACGUUCCAUGGGACAUGUUUAUCUCCACCUGCAAGAGGCUGAGAAUUAUGAAGGGAUCAGAAGCCAGAGGAUUGGGUUGUUAACAAAAAGUAUAUACAGAACACAAUUGUUCAAAACGUGUCAACGAAAGGAGAUUUGGAGAUAUUUAGGACAAGAGUAAUUUGCCUUGGGGUUCUACAAGAGAUUGUGAGGUCUCUCAAGGUUACUGUAAUAGGAACAGAAACACAUAUGAUCAGAUGUUUUUUUCUUUUCCCUUCUCCGUGUAGCUUGAUUUUGCCUUCAUUUUGUUUUUGUUUUCUAAAAUCAUAAAGAAUUAAUACAGCUGGGAAAGAGAAUAAAUGGAAAUUCUCGAGAUCCAACUGCACAGAGAAAAUGUAUCGCUUUCUUCCUAGAUUUGGAUAUGUAUCAAUUACACUACAGAUACCAAAGAUUAUACUUUUUUUUU
Molecule: messenger RNA, 1161 nt
Organism: Populus nigra (black poplar)
Lineage: Eukaryota; Viridiplantae; Streptophyta; Magnoliopsida; Malpighiales; Salicaceae
Product: auxin-induced protein 22D-like
Exons: 4
Coding region: 200-799 (199 amino acids)
Biological process (GO): regulation of DNA-templated transcription
Cellular component (GO): nucleus
Molecular function (GO): protein binding
Source: RefSeq, a predicted model, not a curated record